UCACACAGGUGAGAAGCCUUCUCAUGUGAGACCUGUGGAAAGAGUUUCUCUCGAAAGGACGCUCUAAAUGUCCACAUGAUAACUCACACAGAUGAGAAGCCUUUCUCUUGUGGGUCUUGUGGAAGAAGUUUCUCUCAAAAAACUUAUUUAAAUGUUCACAUGAGAAUUCACACAGGUGAGAAGCCUUUCUCUUGUGGGAUCUGUGGAAAAAGUUACAGUAAAAAAUGGACUUUAACUCAUCACAUGAGAAUUCACACAGGUGAGAAGCCUUUCUCUUGUGGGAUCUGUGGAAAAAGUUACAGUAAAAAAUGGACUUUAACUCAUCACAUGAGAAUUCACACAGGUGAGAAGCCUUUCUUCUGUGGAUCCUGUGGAAAGAGUUUCUCUCGAAAGGACUUUCUAAAUGUCCACAUGAUAACUCACACAGAUGAGAAGCCUUUCUCUUGUGGGACUUGUGGAAGAAGUUUCUCUCAAAAAACUCAUUUAAAUGUUCACAUGAGAAUUCACACAGGUGGGAAGCCUUUCUCUUGUGGGUCUUGUGGAAGAAGUUUCUCUCAAAAAGGUUCUUUAAAUGUUCACAUGAGAAUUCACACGGGUGAGAGGCCUUUCUCUUGUGGGACUUGUGGAAAACGUUUCUCUCAAAAAGGUGAUUUAAAUGUUCACAUGAGAAUUCACACGGGUGAGAAGCCUUUCUCAUGUGGGAGCUGUGGAAAAAGUUACAGUAACAGAAGUUAUUUAUCUCGUCACAUGAAGACUCACUCUGAUGAGAAGCCAUAGGUCCAAAACAGAUCCGAUCCUAUUUGGCAUCUAAUCUUAUGGAAAAUCUGGUCAGAUGAUGUAAACAGCAAGUUGAACAUAUUAAAGUCAACAGAUUCUUCCAGGCUGCUAGUGAUUCACUGUGAUUGUGUCUUUCACUGUCUGACCAACAUAAACCUGAGGUCUUCUUUUGCCUAGCAGCUUGUUUUCCUUAAUCCAGUUUUUUGUUUUAAUUCUCAGUCGUAUUUGUACUUAAGAUCCCCAUCAGUAUCCCAUUAGAUACUGAAGUUAAAGAGGGGAACACAUUCAGACAGGAUUAAUUUCUGUGCAUUUCAGUUUUCAUGGAGUUCUGUACCAUGUAGAAUAAUUGAGUUUAGCUUUUAUUUGAAGUUUCUGUGUAUGACUGGAUGUAAAAUACUUUAGAAAUGAAAGCAGUGAAAUGUUCUUGUUUUUCCAUAAAUAAAACUC
Xiphophorus hellerii (green swordtail) is the source of this 1224-nucleotide messenger RNA. RefSeq names its product gastrula zinc finger protein XlCGF49.1-like. Gene Ontology annotation, molecular function: RNA polymerase II cis-regulatory region sequence-specific DNA binding; DNA-binding transcription factor activity, RNA polymerase II-specific. Lineage: Eukaryota; Metazoa; Chordata; Actinopteri; Cyprinodontiformes; Poeciliidae. The record is from RefSeq and is a predicted model, not a curated record. The transcript has a single exon. Bases 76 to 777 code for a protein of 233 amino acids. Gene Ontology annotation, biological process: regulation of transcription by RNA polymerase II.